Molecule: messenger RNA, 1654 nt
Organism: Setaria italica (foxtail millet)
Lineage: Eukaryota; Viridiplantae; Streptophyta; Magnoliopsida; Poales; Poaceae
Product: GDP-mannose 3,5-epimerase 2
Exons: 7
Coding region: 161-1276 (371 amino acids)
Molecular function (GO): NAD binding; GDP-mannose 3,5-epimerase activity
Source: RefSeq, a predicted model, not a curated record
AAGCCACCCCACGCUCCCUCCACCUCCACGGGACGAAGUCGUCUCGCCAUUGGUAUUUAAGAGCGGCCGGAGGUGGGAGGGAGAUCCGGCGAGCUGCUCCUAUAUCCUUCCUCCGCUCUCGAAUCUCGCUCCGGCGCGGCUACCACCCUCGUUUGCCAGGAUGGCGCUCAACAAGGAGUACACGUACGCGGAGCUGGAGAAGGAGCCAUACUGGCCGUUUGAGAAGCUGCGGAUCUCCAUCACGGGCGCUGGCGGGUUCAUCGCCUCCCACAUCGCUAGGCGCCUCAUGAGCGAGGGCCACUACAUCAUCGCCUCUGACUGGAAGAAGAACGAGCACAUGACCGAGGAAAUGUUCUGCCAUGAGUUCCACCUCAUCGACCUGAGGGUCAUGGACAACUGCCUCAAGGUGACCACGGGGGUUGACCAUGUGUUUAACCUUGCUGCUGAUAUGGGAGGGAUGGGGUUCAUCCAGUCCAACCACUCUGUCAUCAUGUAUAACAACACUAUGAUCAGCUUUAACAUGCUCGAGGCUGCUAGAAUCAAUGGCGUCAAGAGGUUCUUUUAUGCAUCAAGCGCCUGUAUCUACCCUGAAUUUAAGCAGUUGGAGACUGUAGUUAGCUUGAAGGAGUCAGAUGCCUGGCCUGCAGAGCCUCAAGAUGCCUAUGGCUUGGAGAAACUUGCUACUGAGGAACUGUGCAAGCACUACACAAAGGAUUUUGGCAUUGAGUGCCGGAUCGGUCGCUUUCACAACAUAUAUGGUCCCUUUGGGACAUGGAAAGGUGGAAGGGAGAAGGCACCUGCUGCUUUCUGCAGAAAGGCUUUAACCUCCACUGGGCGCUUUGAGAUGUGGGGCGAUGGUCUGCAAACCAGAUCCUUCACAUUUAUUGAUGAAUGUGUCGAGGGUGUCCUUAGGUUAACAAAGUCUGAUUUCCGUGAGCCUGUAAACAUUGGAAGUGAUGAAAUGGUCAGCAUGAAUGAGAUGGCUGAGAUAGUCCUCAGCUUUGAGAACAAGCAGCUGCCCAUCCACCACAUUCCUGGACCGGAGGGUGUGCGAGGGCGGAAUUCAGAUAACACACUCAUCAAGGAGAAGCUUGGCUGGGCUCCGACCAUGAAGCUGAAGGAUGGACUAAGGAUCACAUACUUCUGGAUCAAGGAGCAGCUUGAGAAGGAGAAGGCUGAGGGCAUGGAUCUGUCGGUCUAUGGUUCAUCCAAGGUCGUGCAGACACAGGCCCCUGUUCAGCUCGGUUCCCUCCGCGCUGCCGAUGGCAAGGAGUGACCUUGCCACAGCCAGUCAGCCACUCAAGGCCUGGGCAGAGAGCAUGAUAUACCAAGCAUACCCAGUGGUUUCAGUUGUCAUGGUUCUUGUCAUCACCUACACCAUUUCUUGAUUCACUUUGAACUUCCCAAGGGACUGUUUGGAUGGCGGAUAUCUUAUCAGAAAGUUAUGGGAUUUAUCCAAAUUUGGAGUAGAUACAAAACAUUCUGACAAAAUACCCCGUCCAUACACCUAUAGUAAUUUCCAUAUUUUUCUUUCUCUUCUUUGUGUCUAUACUUCAUACGAUAGGGUGUUGUAGGGACCACACAUGUAAACCGGUGUAUGUUUAUUUCACAAUAGCAAUGAAUAAAAUAAAGGCUAACUAUUUCCAUCUGAUCA